Molecule: messenger RNA, 1269 nt
Organism: Nerophis lumbriciformis (worm pipefish)
Lineage: Eukaryota; Metazoa; Chordata; Actinopteri; Syngnathiformes; Syngnathidae
Source: RefSeq, a predicted model, not a curated record
AUGAAGAGGAGGCUCCAGAAGAAAUACUUGCUUCUGAUCCUCGCCUACACGGGAUUGCUUCUGCUUAUCCCGUAUGUGUUCGACUUCGGGGAGCGCUCCCUGCAGCGCUCCAAGCACGGGCUCCUGCAGCAGCAGCAGUCUCGGUGCUCGGACCUGAAGAACGCCGUGGAUCUGCUGUGGGAGCACGGCUACAAAGUGGACGGCUCCAACGGUACGGAACCGCCGGAGCAUGGAUCGCCACGCACUCACAUCUAUCUGCACGCCACAUGGAGAACCGGCUCAUCGUUCCUGGGCGAGCUUUUCAACCAACACCCGGACGCUUUCUACCUGUACGAGCCCAUGUGGCACAUCUGGCAGGCCCUUUACCCGGGCGACGCGGGGAGCCUGCAGGGCGCCGUCCGCGACAUGUUGAGCUCGCUGUUCCGCUGCGACUUCUCAGUGCUCAAGCUGUACGCCGGGUCGCAGAACCUGACCACCGCCUUCAUCUUCGGCUGGAAGAUGAACAAGGUUGUGUGCUCCGAGCCACUGUGCGACGCCCACCAACGGCACCGCGUCGGCCUGGUGCAAGAGGACCGAUGCGCCAAGUGCCCCAAGCGGGAUAUCCGCGAGCUGGAGCGGGAGUGCAAGAAGUACCCGGUGGUGGUGAUCAAGGGGGUACGCGUGCUGGAUCUUGGGACCCUCGUGCCCCUCAUGAAGGAUCCGGAUAUCAAGCUGCAGAUCGUGCAGCUAUUCCGGGAUCCGAGAGCCGUGCACAACUCUAGACUCAAGUCCAAGCAGGCCCUUGUCAAGGAGAGCAUCCAGGUGCUGCGCAGCAAGAAGCACAACGACAAAUACAAGCGCCUGCUGGUACCCAACAACCGCCUGAACCGUGCUGAGAACUACGUAUCCAGCGCCAUGGAGGUCAUCUGCGACAAUUGGUUGGGGGACAUGAUGCUGGUGACCAACGCGCCGCCGUGGGUGCGGCGCAGCUACCACCGCGUCCGCUACGAGGACCUGGUGCUACAGCCGGCCCAGGAGCUGCAGAAGCUUUACCGUUUCGCCAACCUGACCGCGUCGCCAGCGCUGGAGAGCUUCGCGCUCAACAUGACACACGGCCGUGGCUACUCGUCCGACCGACCCUUCCUCAUCUCGUCCAGAGACGCCAAGGAGGCGAUCUACGCGUGGAGGGAGAGGCUCAGCGUGGAGCAGAUCGAGCAGGUGGAGGCCUACUGCAACGAGGUCAUGAGGCAGCUAGGCUACCCUAAGCACGGCGUUGACAAAAACGCAUGA